This is a messenger RNA of Botrytis sinoallii, 969 nucleotides long. RefSeq lists its product as uncharacterized. The coding region runs from base 1 to 969 and encodes 322 amino acids. NCBI's taxonomy places the organism in Eukaryota, Fungi, Ascomycota, Leotiomycetes, Helotiales, Sclerotiniaceae. The record is from RefSeq and is a predicted model, not a curated record. The transcript has a single exon.
AUGGAAGCACUCAAGAACCUCUCCCUCACAACCGGCACCUCCAUUAUGGAAAUUCUUUUUCCCACCGUCAAGAUUCUGGCCCCCCAUCUCCAAAAGAACCGCAAUUCCAUCCUCUCUGUUCCCCGCAGUACGCAUACAUACGGUUCUCACACCCGUCAAACCCUCGAUCUGUAUCCUUCCAGCACCGCCUCUGGCACUUCUCCUAUUCUCAUCUUCUUCUACGGCGGUGGACUCACUCGCGGUGAUAAAAUUCUCGAGGUCCCCAUCCUUGAUAAACUCGUUUAUCACAACUUGGGCUCUUUUUUCUCAAAACAAGGAAUCACAACUAUUAUUCCCGAUUAUCGACGUGUGGACAGCGAGACAGGUGGUGAAGGGGCCGUCUACCCCAGUGGAGGUGAAGAUGUAUCGGCCGUUCUCCAUUGGCUUUCCAAAACCGAUCUAUUAGACGGCAAAGGGAAUAAAAAACAAGUAUAUCUAAUGGGGAACUCAGCGGGUGGACUCCACAUCGCUACAUAUCUCCUUGAGCCCCGCUUUCUCGAGGAGAGAAAGUCAUGGCAGGGGAAAGCCAAAGUGUCAUUGAAAGGGGCGGUAGAGGUAGGAGUACCAUUCAGUUUUGAAGAGGCGUUGGCUGGUCGUAAAGAUAUGCUAGAAAAAUAUUAUGGAAGUGAUGGGGAUGUUCUUGCGAAAUGUCCUCAUGGAUUGUUGAAAGCGGUAGGAGAGAGUAAGAAAUCGAGAGAGGAAUUGGGUAUUCCGAAAUUGUUGGUUAUGAAUUCAGAGUAUGAUCCUGUGGACGAGAUUUUAAAACCUAAUGAUGGUUUUGUGAAGCUAGCAGAGAAAGUAUGGGAGGAGAAAAUUGAGGUCAUUAAGAUUGAAGGUCAUAAUCACAUUAGUCCACCGAUGGCUUUAAGUACUGGGGAGGGAGAGGAAUGGGGCGAGAAGGCGGCAGCAUGGAUUAAAAUAAAUUCUUAG